Messenger RNA from Sycon ciliatum, 3338 nucleotides. RefSeq lists its product as uncharacterized. NCBI's taxonomy places the organism in Eukaryota, Metazoa, Porifera, Calcarea, Leucosolenida, Sycettidae. The transcript is spliced from 3 exons. The record is from RefSeq and is a predicted model, not a curated record. The coding region runs from base 956 to 1960 and encodes 334 amino acids.
GACUGGUCGUGGAGCGGAGCUGGAGUCUGGUCUGGUCACCACGGCCAGGUGUUUUACUGAGCAUGCGCCGCUAACUAGACCGACUCGACCUACGAUUUCUCCUCAGACUCCUGCUCCACUCGCGUAUCCAGUUCAGGUCCACCCUCCUUUGUAAAUUGUAGUCCUACUGAUUUCUAGCUCGCCGGGGGCCCAUCUUGCCUCUAUUGUAUAUCUAGCUCUUGGACUUGGCCUGGGCAGGCCGCUUGUCCGCGUGCAAGGCAGGACACUGCACGGCAGGGCACGGAUAGGAGGAUCGAACAGUCAAGCAACACCAAGCCACACAGUGUCCUGUGAUAGUGUGUACCGACUGUACGCGUAGUGCGAAGUGGACUAAUUUAAAAAUUUGUUGAAGAUGCCUUGCUUUCUGUGAACUUCGCAUCGUGCCUACUAGUCCACCUAACCCAAACAUGUAUCGUCAAGUCAUUCCGAGUACAUUCAUGCACUCUUUGCAACAUCAAUAGUACCGAAAAUCCGCGGAGAACAUUUGACUCUGUGAGCCGAGUGGUGAGUUCGUUCUUGCGUAUUCCAAUGCCAUCUUGGUGGUGAAGAAGUUUAGCGAUGAUUCUGGGACUUUCUGUGUUUCCUAACACGCAGCCUUGAUUUCCGCUGUGAAAGGCCAAGCAACCAUCGCUAGCCAGUGAAAACGCAUAGACGACCAAGCAACCACCAACCUAACGUAGCGUCAGCCAGCCAGCGCAACUGCCAACUUCAGGGCUAGGACAGCGGGUAACGGCCGUCACAACGAAGGGGUUCUCCGUUUGCGAGUUUUUCGUCUUGCCUGCAUAUGCCGCUCGGUAUGGUGCGGGUGAUCAUGGUGAUCUAGUUCUGAUUUUCCGGUCACAAAGCACACGGGAAAGAUCUCUGCGGACUGUUAACCAGGACAGAGAGCGUACGGCUUGGCCAACACUGCACGACUAUGCCUGACCCAGAAGCCGUCCCGGGGCCUGCACGACCAGCAGACCGCAAUGCUGCCGCAGCACCCAAUAUCCCUGGACUUCACCCAACCUGGCCUAGAAGGGCCAACAUUCGCCCGGCACCAAACGAUUAUGAAGACCGCUGGCUCCCGCGGCAUGUGCUACGGAUGCGGUGGCGGGUCCAUGUCAACAGAUGCGGCCAAGUUACGGAUGACAUGUUCAACCACCCAGUCUUCUGGUUGCUUCUGGCAAUUUUUGCUUUUGGUUUGUCAAUGGCUCUCUACUUCUUUCUCCCUCAAAUGAACGCAGUGCUCACUUUACUAAGCAGUAUCUUCUUACUGCUUAUUAUCUCGGGUGUGGCGGCCUUCAGGAAACGCUGGAUCAAGCACCUCUGUCCAGCCAGGCAGGACCCAGUUGAACCUCAGAUUCCGGCUAUGCCUGCUAUUCCAUUGCCACCAUCACCGCCACCACCACCACCGCUAUCACCACCACCACCACCACCGCCACCACCAACACCACCACCCACAGCGAGCACCGCUAGCAGUCCGGAGGAGCCAGCUUGCCGGCCAACUCAUCUGGAGCUGAACGGUGUACUGUCCACAGCACCGCCACCCUCGUAUGCCAGCGUGUGCGUCAUACUGCCUGGUCACCAACACUCUGAAGGGACGGGAACACCUCCGCCUGCUUACACCAGUGAUAUGUUGCAUCGUUCUAGAACGUGUCACAAUCUCUCAGUUCCCCAGUCACAUGCAGACCAGGCUGCUUCGUAUAUUAUCGUUUCACCAAAUGACAAUGAAGAGCGGACGAUGAUGAUCGCAAGCAGUAUACACCUACGCCUAUCUCAGGCUCCUACGCUCUGCACUGCCACUUUGCGCUUGUGCCCACCACAACUUCACACACAAGGCUGGUUGAGUCCUGCCGAAUCGGAUGUGGACGUAGAGGCAGGUUCGCAUGAAGUGCACGUGCUUCAUCAUCCGACUCCUAUCAUAAGUCCAGUGUCGGAGUGAGUGAGUGAGUAUGUGUGGUGGUGGUGAUGGUGUGUGCACAUGCGUGUGGGCACGUGCGUGCGCGCGCACGCGCGUGUGUGUGUGUGUGUGUGUGUGUGUCAGCCAGUGUAUGCCGGAGUAUGUGGUGUGUGUGUAAAAAAAAUGGAAAAAUGAAAAAUAGGGAUUCACUGGCCAGAAAAAGUCACUUCAAACAGCUGUGUGGUGGAUACCAGGCUAAAAAUAGUGGCGGUCAAUUCAUCAGCCUUGCAAGCUGUUGAAUGGUGUAAUCCCAGCACAAAUUGCGAUGUCUAACAUAGCUGUUCGCUAUCAUCGCUUACGCGAUGGGCAUGUCUGAGGUGUGUGUGUGUGUGUGCGACGGUGUGUGCGUGUGUGCAUGUGUGUGUGCGGCGGUGUGAGUGUGUGUGUAUGUAUGUGUGUGUGUGUGUUUGUUUGUGUGUGCGCGCGCCGGUGUGAGUGUGUGAGUGUGUAUGUGCGUGUGUGUGUGCAUCUGCGUGCGCGCGCAUGUGUGUAUCCCAUAUCGUGUAGUGGCAUGUACAAUCGAUUUCCAAUCAAGAGUUUACCGGUUCAAUUCCCGAUGAUUAUGGUCUCCCACUCUUUCUCAUUUUACUGGGUGGUUACCUACAGCCAGUGCAUGCUGGAGUAUGACAUUGUGGUGUAGGCGCGCGUGUGUGUGUGUGUGUGUGUGUGUGUGUGUGUGUGUGUGUGUGUGUGUGUGUGUGCGUGCGUGUGUGUGUGCGUGUGUGUGCGUGUGUGUCGCUGUGUGUGUGUGUGUCCCACAUGGUGCAGUGGUAUGUGCAAAUCGAGAGGGACCACUUCUGCCCUUUGUACGUUAAAAAAAAGUGAGGUACAGCCACAAGGAAUCAGUGACAGUGGUCAACGUGACCGAAUGGCAGAGUAACUUACAGGCCUGCUGUUGUGUAUACUGUUGUGUGUGAUGGAGUCCAGGGCCCAUGGCUGUGUAUCCGCUGACUACUGUGUGUAGGAGUUCAGUCCUCUGGCUAGCUGUAUACCGUGCGGUUGCUGCCUUGCUGGUUGGUUUUCCUCUGCUCUUUGAUUAUUCUGGCCGCCGACUUUCUAGAAAGAUACCGUUAGUCUAAAUUAAAAAAAAAGAGGACCAAAAGUUUACAAGUUAUCCACAUUGUCCAACACUAACGAUUAUAAGCAGAUUUUUAAUUAUAACCCUUGGCUCUCCAUCCAAGCAGUCUAAAUUCAUGGAAUAAUGAUAACGUUGGCAUUCAUUUAUGAUUCAUUUUUUUUAACAGCGAGGCCAUGCAUGUAGGCAGGACUCAUUCUUUUCAUCAUGGCCGUUUUCAAGAAUAAAAAAAUGACUCAUAGCGAGGUAUGAGAUGCGAGCAGCACUUCAAUUUUUAUUGUUUUG